This is a messenger RNA of Adineta steineri, 514 nucleotides long. NCBI's taxonomy places the organism in Eukaryota, Metazoa, Rotifera, Eurotatoria, Adinetida, Adinetidae. The record is from the annotation of a GenBank genome assembly.
AUGGUAUUUAAACGUAAAAAACGUCCUGAAAUUUCUAAACCAACUAAUUUUCAACAUCUACGUAAAACAUAUUUUGAUAUCAAUAGUCAAACAUUAAAAGAUUUACCACCACAAUGGACAAGUAUAUUAACUGAUGAAGAUAUAGCACGAACAGCUAUUGCUGCAUAUGAACGUCAAAGACAAAAAGAACAACAACAAAAUACAAAUCAACAAUCACGACCAAAACCAUUAAUUGGUGAUCCUAGUUUUAUAACUGCAUCUGAUCUUGAAUAUCUUAAAUUCCAAACCAUUGUACGUGGUUCAGGAUCAAAUCAACAAACAUCGAUAAAUCAUCGACAAAUAAGUCCACCUAAAAUUGUGGAUGAUUUUUCAUAUUUUACUCAUAAUCAACCAGUACAAAUUCCACGAAAUACUCAUCUUGAUCGUCUUUAUAAUGUUAAAUCACCUGAUCUAUCUCUUGAUAUACAAAAACCAUCUGUACCAAAUUAUCAAAAUGAUUUUAUACUUCCAUCAA